Lobosporangium transversale is the source of this 1601-nucleotide messenger RNA. RefSeq lists its product as hypothetical. The record is from RefSeq and is a predicted model, not a curated record. The transcript has 2 exons. Lineage: Eukaryota; Fungi; Mortierellomycota; Mortierellomycetes; Mortierellales; Mortierellaceae. The coding region runs from base 34 to 1395 and encodes 453 amino acids.
CUUUGCUUCUCUGUCACAUUUUCCUUCCCAAUUAUGCAGCCACUUCAAGGACAGCCUCUUCAAGGCCAAUCUUCACAAUCUCAACAGCAAUUAGCAUCACCACAAACAUCUGUUGAUCAUCGCCAUGACCCAUCGCCUCCAGCUCGAUCACUUUUUCGAGCUAUUCUCCCAAAACCACCACCGUCUGCGAACAGCCUUAAUAAACGCAGACGCUUAGAGUCAAAUGAGGAAGAAGAAGAGCUUGCGAACACUCUUUCUCCAAAGGACCUAAGAAAAACAUUCUGGACGAACCCUGCAUCGUUAUCAUUGGUGGAUUGGGUUUCAGUCCAUGACAAUUACAAGAGUCUGAAUGUAGUACGUCCGACACAGGGUCAGAGACGGAUUGAUGUUCGCACAAGGAUCGCUGCCCAUAUCAACUCGCUCCACCCUGAAGCGAACUGGACUGAGGAAACUGUAAAGUCAAAGCUCCAGUAUCUAAGGAAACAAUAUCAGAAAGCAAAGGCCCUUUUCAUUAAAGCUGAUAAAGGCAACAGCAACAGCAGCAGCAGUAACUUUUCUACCCUCAGAGAUAGUGCCCUUAGUAUCUGUCCAGCAUUUGAAAAACUGGAUCGUGUAUAUUCCGCUACCAGUCUUCCUGUAGAGCCUUCGCCCCUAAGCCAAUCAACAGCUUUCGUCAACCUGGAAACUUCUGACAGCAAUGAUGAUGAUGGUGAUGAUAAUGAUAAUGAUGAUGAUGGCGCCGACGAUGAUUACGAAGUAGGGACAAGUAUCUUAGAGGCUAAUAACGAGGAUGAUGGGAGAGUGCAGACAGCUAUCAUCAAGGCAUCCGUUGCUGGAAAGAAGGCAAAGGAGCGUAAAAAACCUAACGACGCUGAGCUUCUUAAAAAAUUACUGGACAUAUUUCAGGAAGAGAGGAAACAAUGGGAGGAUAGAAAGAUCGAGGAGAGACUCUGGGUAAAUGAGCGUCGAGCGCUUAUUGCGAACAGAGAGAAUGCAGUCUGUCACCGGGAACAUUUGUUGUUCAGUAGGGAGGUUGAUCUUUACUCAAGACAGAAGGAGAUGGAGACGCAAAAGAAUAUAGAGGAGGAUCGAUAUAGACUCAAGUGGAGGCAGAUGGAAGAGGAAAAAGACCAAUAUGUGGAAAGAUGUUAUAAAGAAAAGGAGGAAUAUGUGAAAAGAUGCUAUAAAGAAAAAGAGGAUUAUGUAAAAGAAUACGAAAAAGAAAAAAAAGAGUAUGUGGAGAGAUAUGAAAAAGAAAAAAAAGAGUAUGUGGAAAGAUAUGAAAAAGAAAAAAAAGAAUAUAUGGAAAGAUACGAAAAAGAAAAAAAAGAAUAUAUGGAAGAAUGUUGUAAAGAAAAAGAAAGAUAUGUGGAGAUGUGUCGUGAAGAUGAAUAAAGUCUUAUGGAAAGAUUCAAAAAGAAGAUGCAGGAGUGUUUUAGAGAAAAAUACAAGUACGAAGAAGAGUUUGAACGCGAAAAGAAGGAAAGAAAAGAGAUGGAGAGUAAGCUCAUCCCACUUCUAUGUGAAAAUGCUGCUUUAAAGAAGGAGCUCGACUUAUUGAGGGCAAGAAAGUAAAAAUAAACACAUGCAAAUAAAUAAAG